Scophthalmus maximus (turbot) is the source of this 1284-nucleotide messenger RNA. RefSeq names its product mediator of RNA polymerase II transcription, subunit 18 homolog (yeast) (gene med18). Gene Ontology annotation, cellular component: mediator complex; core mediator complex. The coding region runs from base 532 to 1161 and encodes 209 amino acids. Gene Ontology annotation, biological process: termination of RNA polymerase II transcription; regulation of transcription by RNA polymerase II. Gene Ontology annotation, molecular function: transcription coregulator activity. The record is from RefSeq and is a predicted model, not a curated record. The transcript has 3 exons. Lineage: Eukaryota; Metazoa; Chordata; Actinopteri; Pleuronectiformes; Scophthalmidae.
GUUUGGGAUCCGCCAUAAACCAGAGAAGAAGAAGCACUACUUCUUCACUUUUUCCAUAACUGGCUACGCGGGAGAAUAAGCGCCGCCCUAUAGGAGGCUGUAGUGAGUCUUAGUGCUGGAUACUAACACCCCGCAGCACAACAAACCAUAGAGGAAGAGAAGGAAGCUCCUCAUUCAUCGAGCUGUCUCUGCCUUCACUCUUUCAUUAAUGCUUCCUCGAGCAGUUUGGUUGAAUUAAAUCAACGGUUAUAAAUACAUAUGCAACUGAUUAUAUAUCUGUCAUCAUGUUUAGGUAAUUUAACGCCGAACUGCUUUGCACGGUCACUUGAGUUACGUCGUGGCUAACCGGUGAGGCUAACUUAGCUAGCUAGCGAGCUAGGUAGCGAGCUAGCUAGGCCGUGUGUCGAUUGAGCCAACCGGCGAGGCUUACCGGAUCCACGCUCUUUACCGGCGAGGCUCCUCCGAAGACGAGCGACAUACUCUGCAUUUCGUUCUUCGGGGUUUCACAGAUUCAAAAGUGCCUGAGAAAAGAUGGAGGCUCCUCCUGUCACCGUGAUGCCGGUCACCGGCGGCACGAUCAAUAUGAUGGAAUACCUGCUGCAAGGCAGUGUGUUAGAUCAGGCCCUGGAAAGCCUCUUACAUCGCCUCCGAGGUCUGUGUGACAACAUGGAACCGGAGACCUUCACCGACCAUGAACUGGUUUAUCUUCUGAAAGGCCAACAAGGCAACCCUUUCAUCCUGCGUGCCCGACGCUCCCUCUCCCACCCCAAAUCUCCAUGGCACCUGCGCUACCUGGGCCAACCUGAAGUGGGAGACAAGAGCCGCCAUGCCUUAGUGCGCAACUGUGUCGACGUAGCUGCCUCUCACAGCCUGCCAGAGUUUCUUAAUGAGAUGGGCUUCCGCAUGGACCACGAGUUUGUGGCGAAUGGACACAUAUUCCGAAAAGGCGCCAUGAAAGUCGUGGUGAGCAAGCUCUCACGCAUCCUGGUACCGGGGAACACGGAGAAUACCGAGCGUCUGUCACUUUCAUACUUGGUGGAGCUGAGCGUGUCGGCUCCCGCCGGACAGGACACUGUCUCAGAGGACAUGCGCAGCUUUGCUGAGCAACUCAAACCUCUGGUUCACUUGGAGAAGAUCGACCCGAGCAAACAGAGACAUUAACUCGGAUAAUUAACGAGGUUGACUCGUACUUCUGCUGUGGACUACUUCUCUUGUUUUUGUACAUCAAUUUUCACUUGUGACCUUAAAAUGAAAUACAGUGCAUCUUUGACUGAACAGUAAAAA